Molecule: messenger RNA, 1142 nt
Organism: Lindgomyces ingoldianus
Lineage: Eukaryota; Fungi; Ascomycota; Dothideomycetes; Pleosporales; Lindgomycetaceae
Product: t-SNARE
Exons: 2
Coding region: 156-968 (270 amino acids)
Biological process (GO): Golgi to vacuole transport; vesicle fusion; intracellular protein transport
Cellular component (GO): SNARE complex; endomembrane system; membrane
Molecular function (GO): SNARE binding; SNAP receptor activity
Source: RefSeq, a predicted model, not a curated record
CGACAUUCACUACCUUCAACCGCUCCCCUCCAGGCCCCUCAUACUACCCGCACAUCCUUUCACGACUCUGGCUUCACUUUCUUCACAAUACACAUUGUCGCUAACACAAUCCGGCUCCGUCCUCUAGCGUAUCGCCCUGCUAAGUGGUCGCAAUCAUGUCAUUCCAGCACUCCUCCGCCAUGGAAUCGCAGCCUACCAACUGGCGACGGGAAGACGACCCACAAUAUGCCGACGACCCCGAGUUCCGCGAUCUCACCCAGGAGCUCUCCGACAAGCUCUUCUCCCUCACAUCCAACAUAUCCCGUCUAUCGAGCCAACUUGCCCUGCUUGGAACAAAGCGAGAGACGGAGCGGGUUCGAGAGCGAGUGCGCGACAUCAUCGAUGAGACGUCCGCGAGCUUCAAGGAGAUUGGAGAGGGGCUGAAGAAGGUUACGACGUGGCCGGACGUGGGGCCCUCGCAGAAGUUCACCCAAGCGAAGCUAAACCGCGAAUUCAAAGCCUCCCUCACCGAGUUCCAGCAGCUCCAGCGCCAAGCCAUUGAAAAAGAAAAGGCCUCGGCCUCUGCCGCACGCGCCGCCCUCCAGGACCAAUCCUCCCCCACCCAAGAACACGGCAGUUUCCAGCAGCAGCAGGAGCAGGAGCAGUUGCGGCUCGCAUCUCAGGAUGAGGUCGACUUCCAGGAAUCCCUGAUCAUCGAGCGUGAGUCCGAGAUCCGCAACAUUGAGCAAUCUGUCGGCGAGCUCAACGAGCUUUUCCGCGAUGUGGCGCACAUGGUGCACGAGCAGGGAGAGCAACUUGACAUUAUCGAGGAGAACGUCGAGGUUACGCACGAUGCCAGCCAGGGCGCACAUAAGAAUCUCGUCCAAGCGAAUCGGUACCAGAAGAGUGCCCGAAGUAAGGCGUGCAUCCUCCUGCUCAUCUUGGCUAUCGUUUUGGUCAUUAUUAUCUUAGCAGUUGUGUUGGACUAGCUUAUAUCUUGGGAGAAGAGGCAUUUACUCCUUUGCAAUUGGCAUCAGCAUUGUAAUCUCUUAAGAGUCCUUAUACCACGGCGUCGCGCGGCGUUAUAGGCACCUGUUAUGGCACGUUAUUGCCUCCCACAGAACAUAGUUAAGGUGGCGUUAAUUUGUUAAAUCUCUUGCUGG